Messenger RNA from Daucus carota subsp. sativus, 1678 nucleotides. Its product is annotated as probable choline kinase 2. Gene Ontology annotation, biological process: phosphatidylethanolamine biosynthetic process; phosphatidylcholine biosynthetic process. Gene Ontology annotation, molecular function: choline kinase activity; ethanolamine kinase activity. The record is from RefSeq and is a predicted model, not a curated record. Gene Ontology annotation, cellular component: cytoplasm. Lineage: Eukaryota; Viridiplantae; Streptophyta; Magnoliopsida; Apiales; Apiaceae. Bases 172 to 1413 code for a protein of 413 amino acids. The transcript has 9 exons.
CCAACCCCGGAGAUGCUCUUGGAUAACACAUCUCACUGUCCGAGGGAUUGUGCCUGCAUGACUCAGCGUUCUGAAGCAGCCCACCUGUCACCAUUUCACUCAUUCUCAUCUUCACUGAAUCAGUAGUCAUCGACCACUCCAAAUUAUUAUCACUGCUCUUCAUUGUUUUCAAUGCACCGUAUCUCCCGCUCUUCAUCUCUCAUCCGACGGCUACCAUUCAUCUCCGCAGAAACAAUCCCUACUUGUUUCUCCCAAAAUCUAGAUUUUUCUAAACUCCCUCGAAUCAAACCAAUUUACCCGACCCGUUUCUUCUCUUCAUCCAGGUUAGGUAUAGCUGCUUUAGAAAUGGGUUCUGUGGAAAAUGAGAAGAAGAAGGAUCGUUUACCUUCAGAAGCAACAAAGAUUCUUCAAUCUUUGGCUUCUGGAUGGGAUGAUAUUAUUGAUCCAAAUGCGCUACAGGUAAUCCGGGUUAAAGGAGCUAUGACAAAUCAGGUUUUUCAAAUCAAGUGGCCUACAAGAACAGAGAGAUCAAGAAAAGUUUUGGUUAGGAUAUAUGGUGAAGGGGUAGAUAUUUUCUUUGACAGGGAAAAUGAGAUCAGGACAUUUGAAUUCAUGUCUAAAAUGGGCCGUGGACCUAGGUUAUUGGGCCGGUUCUCCAAUGGCAGAAUUGAGGAGUUCAUUCAUGCAAGGACGUUAUCGGCAGCUGAUUUACGUGAUCCAGAGACAUCUGCCCUUAUAGCAACUAAAAUGAAGGAAUUUCACAACCUUGAUAUGCCUGGUCCAAAGACCGUCUUACUUUGGGACCGACUGCGCAAUUACCUUAGUGUUGCCAAACGUAUGUCUUCAACUGAAGAAGCUAGGGACUUUGGCUUAAACUUAAUCGAGGAGGAAUUAUCUUUUCUGGAGAAUGCUCUCUCUUCGGAUCAUCUUACAGGAUUUUGCCAUAAUGACUUGCAAUAUGGUAACAUAAUGAUAGACGAGGAGACAAGCUAUAUAACCAUAAUUGACUACGAGUAUGCUUGUUACAACCCCAUUGCCUACGAUAUUGCAAACCACUUUUGUGAGAUGGCGGCUGACUAUCAUACAGAGACACCUCAUCUUAUGGACUACAGUAAAUACCCAGGUUAUGAUGAGCGUAAAAGAUUUCUGCGGGUAUAUCUCAGUUGUUCAGGUAAAGAACCCAGCGAUUCUGAACUGGAACACUUAAUACAAGAAGUCGAGAAGUAUACUCUUGCAAAUCAUCUGUUUUGGGGAUUAUGGGGAUUAAUAUCGGAACUCGUUAAUGAAAUUGACUUCAACUACAAGGAGUAUGCAAGACAACGAUUUCAACAGUACUGGUUAAGGAAGCCUGAACUCUUGGGAUUUUCUACCAGCAGUCCUAUACGUGCUAAUAGUACUACUAUGAAGGUAUAGGACCGAGCCAUCUUUUGUUAUGUUGACGGGGGAGAAGUUGCCAGACACUUGAAAGCAUGCCUUGAAGGACCAAAUAAAAUUAAAAAUAUUUUGUUUUCUUUAGGAACUGUACAGGCAGAUAUAGAUUGUUAAAGUAGAUUUAUAUGUUUGCUUAGUACGAGAUGAACGAAUGUGUUAAUCUUAGUGAUUUGCAUUAUAUAUCUGAAUUGGUUCGGUGAAAUUUAUGUAUGAAUUUUAUUUAUUUGUAACAUCUCUAUAUUCCUGA